This is a messenger RNA of Electrophorus electricus (electric eel), 648 nucleotides long. RefSeq names its product musculoskeletal, embryonic nuclear protein 1b (gene mustn1b). Lineage: Eukaryota; Metazoa; Chordata; Actinopteri; Gymnotiformes; Gymnotidae. Gene Ontology annotation, cellular component: nucleus. The record is from RefSeq and is a predicted model, not a curated record. Gene Ontology annotation, biological process: tissue regeneration; chondrocyte differentiation; chondrocyte proliferation.
AGAGAGAGGUGGGGUCCAUGAGAAAGCAGCAGAACGGAUAUAUAAAGUGUGGAACCGGCUGGGGUGAAAGGAGAACAGGCAGCUCACUUCACAACCAUACAACAUGUCUCAGCCAGGGGAGGUGAAAAAAAAGAAGCGUCCGCCUGUGAAAGAGGAGGACCUGAAAGGAGCCCGCAGUAAGCUCGGCCUGAAGGGCGAGGUUAAGAGCAAAACGUACGAAGUCAUGGUGGAGUGCGAGCGCAUGGGCAAAGUAGCUCCAUCCGUGUUUAGUGGGUUGCGUUCGGGAGCAGAGACGGCCAUCGAACAGCCCAAAGCUCCAGCAGGCAGUGUGUUUGGCAAGUGAUGACACCAGCAAAGCACCAGCAAACCGAUGACAUCAAUAAAGACCAAAUAGAAAAGCAUGACUGGAAUGGCUGAGUGGUGGUGCCCCGUGGGCCUCCGAAUAUAACCACUGAAUUUUAUAGUUGACGUAUUGAUGUCCAGAGGUACGAUGAGUGAAAUGGACUGUCACUGAUUUCUUCUAAUUGAUAAUUAUUGAUUAUUAUUGAUAUGCUUAUUACUUUUUCCUAAUUGCAUUGCUUGGUGAUUUUAUGCUUGUAAGGUGCAAUUUCUAGUCAUGUUUUAUACAUUAAAAUCCUAAAUGGCACA